ACUGGAGGAGGAUGAAAGUAAUUGACUACAAGCAGAAGAAAGGUUGGUGGAGACCCCAGCCCACUUCUCCUGGAAAGAAAGUUACUAUCACUCUACCAUGUCCCAGAGUUCGCAGACAAGCGAAUUCCUCAGUCCAGAGGUUUUCCAACACAUCUGGGAUUUCCUAGAACAGCCCAUAUGCUCAGUUCAACCCAUUGACUUGAACUUCCUGGAUGAACCUUCGGAAAAUGGCACCACAAACAAGAUUGAGAUUAGCAUGGAUUGCAUCCGGAUGCAGGAUACGGACGUGAGCGACCCAAUGUGGCCACAGUAUACAAAUCUGGGGCUCCUCAACAGUAUGGACCAGCAGAUUCAAAAUGGCUCCUCUUCAACCAGCCCUUACAACACUGAUCAUGCUCAGAACAGUGUCACUGCACCAUCGCCCUACGCACAGCCGAGUUCUACGUUUGAUGCCCUCUCACCCUCUCCUGCCAUCCCUUCCAACACAGACUACCCAGGACCUCACAGCUUUGAUGUAUCAUUUCAGCAGUCUAGCACUGCCAAGUCAGCAACGUGGACGUAUUCUACUGAACUGAAGAAACUCUACUGCCAGAUUGCAAAGACCUGUCCUAUCCAGAUCAAAGUGAUGACCCCACCCCCACAGGGUGCUGUCAUCCGGGCCAUGCCAGUCUACAAGAAAGCAGAGCAUGUCACGGAGGUGGUGAAACGCUGUCCCAACCAUGAACUGAGCCGGGAGUUCAAUGAGGGGCAGAUUGCCCCUCCCAGUCAUUUGAUCAGAGUGGAAGGAAACAGCCACGCUCAAUAUGUAGAAGACCCCAUCACAGGAAGGCAGAGUGUUCUGGUACCUUAUGAACCACCCCAGGUUGGCACCGAAUUCACAACAGUCUUGUAUAAUUUCAUGUGCAAUAGCAGCUGUGUUGGAGGAAUGAACCGCCGUCCAAUUUUGAUCAUUGUAACACUGGAAACCAGAGACGGGCAGGUCCUGGGCCGUCGGUGUUUUGAGGCCCGUAUCUGUGCUUGCCCAGGCAGAGACAGGAAAGCCGAUGAGGAUAGCAUCCGAAAGCAGCAAGUUUCGGACAGCACAAAGAACGGUGACGGUACGAAGCGCCCUUUUCGCCAGAGCACACAUGGCAUUCAGAUGACAUCAAUAAAGAAACGGCGAUCCCCAGAUGACGAGUUGCUAUACUUACCGGUACGGGGACGAGAGACUUAUGAAAUGUUGCUCAAGAUCAAAGAGUCCCUGGAACUCAUGCAGUAUCUUCCACAGCAUACAAUUGAGACAUACAGGCAACAGCAACAACAACAGCACCAGCACUUGCUCCAGAAACAGUCCUCCAUGCAGUCACAGUCCUACGGGGGCAACUCCCCACCUCUGAACAAAAUGAACAGCAUGAAUAAGCUGCCUUCUGUCAGCCAGCUCAUCAACCCUCAGCAGCGAAAUGCCCUCACUCCAACAGCCAUUUCCGACGGCAUGGGAGCAAACAUUCCAAUGAUGGGCACACACAUGCCAAUGGCUGGAGAUAUGAAUGGACUUAGCCCAACUCAGGCUCUUCCUCCUCCCCUCUCCAUGCCAUCCACAUCUCACUGCACUCCUCCACCUCCAUACCCUACCGACUGUAGCAUUGUCAGUUUUUUAGCGAGGUUGGGCUGCUCAUCAUGUCUGGACUAUUUCACGACCCAGGGGCUGACCACCAUCUAUCAGAUUGAGCAUUACUCCAUGGAUGAUCUGGCAAGUCUGAAGAUUCCUGAACAGUUCCGCCAUGCCAUCUGGAAAGGGAUUCUCGACCAUCGGCAACUCCAUGACUUCUCGUCCCCACCACACCUCCUGCGAACCCCAAGUGGUGCCUCUACAGUCAGCGUGGGUUCCAGCGAGACACGGGGAGAGAGGGUCAUAGAUGCCGUCCGCUUCACCCUCCGCCAGACCAUCUCAUUCCCACCCCGUGAUGAGUGGAAUGAUUUCAAUUUCGACAUGGAUGCCCGGCGUAAUAAGCAGCAGCGCAUCAAGGAAGAAGGGGAGUGAGUCUCACUGCCCACUCCCCUGUUUCCUCCUGCCUAUCCCUCUGCAGUGCACUAUAUUAUCUGCCAGACCAUUUCCAUGAGCUCCUGUCUGCCUCCCUUUCUCAAUCAGUACCAUAAGGGGAGGAGAAUUGGGAGAGCCAUCUUUUCUUAUCUAAUGCAAUUUGUAAUCUCUGCCCCUGCUUUGGGCUCUGUUUCCUGGUUCAAACUUCCGUUUUACCCCUUGCCCAUGACAGUUGUUG
Tachyglossus aculeatus (Australian echidna) is the source of this 2258-nucleotide messenger RNA. It is a transcript of the gene TP63, whose product is annotated as tumor protein p63. NCBI's taxonomy places the organism in Eukaryota, Metazoa, Chordata, Mammalia, Monotremata, Tachyglossidae. Gene Ontology annotation, biological process: apoptotic process; protein tetramerization; regulation of transcription by RNA polymerase II. Gene Ontology annotation, cellular component: nucleus. Bases 98 to 2020 code for a protein of 640 amino acids. The transcript has 14 exons. The record is from RefSeq and is a predicted model, not a curated record. Gene Ontology annotation, molecular function: RNA polymerase II cis-regulatory region sequence-specific DNA binding; protein binding; DNA-binding transcription factor activity, RNA polymerase II-specific.